AAGUGAGCUGAUCCGAACAUCGUGACCGUUGAAAAAAAAAAAAAUAGCUCAGUUACUUUACCACCAAAGAAGAGAUGGCUUCUGAAUUUGAACUCAAGUUCCGUUCAAGAAAAAAAAAAAUUUGAACUCCAGUUCAGCUCCAUGUCUUGUCAUAUUUCCAUUGAUCAAUUUUCGGGGCCAAAAAUAGCUCCUCAUGACCCCUGAUGCUCCAAGGAAGUAAAUUCAAAACCUAACAUGUUGAGCAAAUUCCUGACUUCAAGCGAAUGCCACUCUCAAUUCUGCCCAAAACCCAGUUCCUUCACUCAUCAUUCAAGAAGAAAAUGGCUACUAUUGUGGCUUCUCUAUCUCCAACCCACAUCUCUCCUCUGACCCACCUUCACUCCUCUCCAGAAACCAACCCACCACUCUCUCUCUUUGAAAACUGCAAUUCAAUGGACCAACUCAAGCAAACCCUCUCGCAAAUUAUCCAUAAAGGCAUAGCCUCUGAACCCGUUUUGCAUUCGAAGAUCAUUGCAUUCUGUUGCACUAACAAGGCUGGCUGUAUGAACUACGCCCGCUACGUGUUUGACGCAAUUCCGGAACCAAACGUCUACAUCUGGAAUACAAUGAUCAAGGGCUUUACUAGAAUAAACUGUCCAAAUUAUGCAGUUUCAUUCUAUAAAGAGAUGUUGGAAAAGAAUAUCAAGCCGGACACUUACACGUUCCCGUUUUUGCUCAAGGGUUAUACGAGUGAUGCUGCAUUACAAAGUGGGAAACUGGUACAUGCUCAUGUGUGCAAGUUUGGGUUUGAUUCUAACUUGUUUGUCCAAAGAGCUUUGGUAUGUAUGUAUUCUCUUUGUGGUCAGAUAGAUAUUGCUCGUGGGGUUUUCGAUACGAGCUCAAAAAAUGAUGUGGUUUCUUGGAACGCGAUGAUCUCUGGAUACAACAGAAGUAAGAGAUUUGAUGAAUCCAGGAAUUUUUUCGAUGCAAUGGCGAGAAAGGGAGUUUUACCAACUUCAGUUACGCUUGUUUCAGUGCUAUCAGCUUGCUCAAAAUUGAAGGAUCUUGAGACUGGCAAGCGGGUUCAUCAGUAUAUUAUGAGUGGAAAUGUUGAUCCCAGUUUGAUAUUGGAAAAUGCUUUAAUUGACAUGUAUGCAGCUUGUGGGGCAAUGGAUGUGGCACUUGGUAUAUUCGAAAGUAUGACAAAGAGAGAUUUAGUAUCCUGGACUGUUAUUGUGAAAGGGUUUGUGAAUUCUGGACAAAUUGAUGUAGCUCGAAAGUACUUUGAUCAAAUGCCAGAAAGAGAUUAUGUCUCUUGGACGGCCAUGAUUGAUGGGUACCUCCGGUUUAACAAAUUUAAAGAGGUUCUGAUACUUUUCCGUGAGAUGCAAACUGAAAAGGUAAAUCCUGAUGAGUUCACCAUGGUUAGCAUUCUUACAGCCUGUGCACAAUUGGGUGCCCUACAAGUAGGGGAAUGGGUAAAGACCUACAUAGAUAAAAACCAGGUCAAGAAUGAUAUAUAUGUGGCAAAUGCUCUGAUAGACAUGUACUUUAAAUGUGGGGAUGCAGAAAAGGCGGUGAGGGUGUUUAAAAAAAUGGCUUGCAGGGACAAAUUUACAUGGACUGCCAUGAUUGUUGGUUUUGCCAUUAAUGGACAGGGUAAAGAAGCUCUUGACAUGCUCUCUGAUAUGCUGAGAGCUUCAAUAGCACCUGAUGAUGUAACUUAUAUUGGUGUUCUAUGUGCGUGUACUCACAACGGUAUGGUAAAUGAAGGAAGAUUUUUUUUCUCUAGUAUGACUCUGGAUCAUGGGAUAGAGCCCAGUGUAGCACAUUAUGGGUGCAUGGUUGAUCUCCUAGGUCGAGCAGGGCAUCUAACAGAAGCUCUAGAACUUAUAAAGAAAAUGCCAAUGGAACCAAAUUCGAUUGUCUGGGGAGCUCUUCUUGGCGCUUGUAGAGUUCAUAAAAAUGUAGAAAUGGCUGAAAUAGCAGCUAAAGAACUUCUUCAAUUGGAGCCUGAUAAUGGGGCUGUUUGCGUUCUCUUAUGCAAUAUUUAUGCAGUUUGCAAUAAGUUGGAUAAUCUGCGCGAAGUAAGAAAUAUGAUGAUGGAGAGGGGACUAAAGAAGACACCUGGUUGCAGUUUGAUAGAGAUGAAUGGUAUAGUUCAUGAAUUUGUGGCCGGGGACCAGUCACAUCCUCAAUCCAAAGAAAUCUACUCAAAGUUAGAGGAAAUAAUGGAGGAUUUGAAGUUUGCAGGGUAUUUAUGUAAUACUUCAGAGCUGUCCCUUGAUAUAGGUGAAGAGGAGAAAGAAAAUGCGCUUAAUCGGCACAGUGAGAAAUUGGCUAUUGCCUUUGGGCUGAUUAGUUCGGAACCUAGGGUGACAAUUAGAAUUGUCAAGAACCUAAGAAUUUGUGUGGAUUGUCACCAUGUAGCGAAGUUAGUAUCAAGAAUGUAUGAUAGAGAGGUGAUUGUAAGAGAUAGAACUCGAUUCCACCAUUUCAGAAGUGGUUCAUGUUCUUGUAAAGAUUACUGGUGAGUUGGAUCAAGUACUUCAAGCAUUUUGUACAUUUAAAAGUCUU
Molecule: messenger RNA, 2556 nt
Organism: Rhododendron vialii
Lineage: Eukaryota; Viridiplantae; Streptophyta; Magnoliopsida; Ericales; Ericaceae
Product: putative pentatricopeptide repeat-containing protein At3g15930
Exons: 1
Coding region: 264-2513 (749 amino acids)
Biological process (GO): RNA modification
Molecular function (GO): RNA binding; protein binding; zinc ion binding
Source: RefSeq, a predicted model, not a curated record